AUGGACUUCCUACCAGAAAACCUCCAAACGGUCCUCCAAAACCCCACAUUCACCUACCUACAAACAACAACACAAGACCACCUCACAGCAAAACUCUCGCACCUACGCACAAUGGUGCUCCAACCAUACCUAAUCGAGCCCCUCUCGAAUUUCCUCGCCUCAUACUCUUCCUCCAUGCCAGACCUGCUCUCAAUAUUCCUCCUCGCAAUCAUACUUUUCAUCUCACUUAAGAUUAUAGACUACGCCUACCGCGUAGUCAUGUUCUGGGUCACGCUCGCUUUCAGGCUCGUCUUCUGGGGCUCGAUUCUAGGUGUCGGAUGGUAUGUCUACAGCGUUGGAAUUGAGAAUGCGGGUAGAGAUUUUGGAUGGAUUUGGGGUGUGGUAUAUGGGUUUGUGGGCGAUUUUCAGGAAAAGAGUAAGGUCGCUGCGGCGGCUUAUGCAAAGAACGCCAAGUAG
This is a messenger RNA of Penicillium coprophilum, 456 nucleotides long. RefSeq names its product Apq12 family protein. NCBI's taxonomy places the organism in Eukaryota, Fungi, Ascomycota, Eurotiomycetes, Eurotiales, Aspergillaceae. The transcript has 2 exons. The record is from RefSeq and is a predicted model, not a curated record. The coding region runs from base 1 to 456 and encodes 151 amino acids.